GUGCCCUGCUAUGCGUUCGACUCUGACGGUAAGAAGCACGACCUGAACCCUCUGAUCAAACUGACCGAUGGAUARGCGGUGGAUGACGGGAACGACGACGGCAUCGACUUCUACAUAAACAUCUGCCGAAGUCUCAGCAAGUCCCUGAGCGAAGGUUGAGGCUACAGUAUGAAUUAAGUUCAGACUCGUCACCGGAAAUGUGUGGCGAACACAAACCGACCGUCAACAUCACCUUCAUCUGUCCAUCCAGCAGACAUUUGGGCAGCGUUCCUAAGAUGAUAGCCGAGUCAAACUGUCGCUACGAGGUGGAGUGGGUGACUGAAUAUGCUUGUCACAGAGACUACCUGGAGAGUCACACCUGCAAACUGACCAGCAAACAGCAUGACAUCUCUAUAGACCUCACACCUCUCACUCAGACCUCCUCAGACCUUCCGUACUUUGCCUUCUCUGACCCCAGCAGUGCAGCUGGGGGUUACACCUUCUACCUGAARGUGUGUGGAAAGAUCAACACUGAAGAAUGUGGGAACGAUCCUUUCAUUUCAUCAUGCCAGGUGAAGACAUCUGGAGACUUAAUGAAGGUGGCUGGAAGAUAUCAGAACCAGACACUACGGAGAUUUCGAGAGUCCUCCCAUCCUCCUUAGAGUUUCUCCUGAUUCGUGUGUUUAUGAGUUGGAGUGGUACACAGCUGCUGCCUGCAUCCUCUCAAAGACUCAAGGAGACAACUGCGUGGUGGAGGACCCUCAGACUGGCUUCUCCUUCGACUUGUCUCCUCUCACCAAACCGGACGGCGGCUUCUACAACCUGACCAAUGGCGGCUACAGCUACUACAUUAACGUCUGUGGUCCGGUCAAAACCGACACGUGUCCUGAGAAGGCUGGAGCGUGCCAAGUGAAACAAAAUUCCUGGAGUCUCGGGGAGGCGAAUUCUCGUCUGAGCUACUACGACGGCCUGAUCCAGCUCACGUACAGAAAUGGAUCUCAGUACAACGACGCACAGCACACCCUCAGAUCCACUCUCAUCUCCUUCCUCUGUGACCCGGAAGCAGGAGCAGGAAACCCUAAGUUCCAGGUAGAAGACAAGUACACGUACAACUUCCUCUGGUACACGUCCUACGCGUGUCCUCAGAGGGCUCACGAGUGUUUGGUGACGGACCCCAACACCCUGGAUCAGUACGACUUAUCCAGCCUGUCGCGCUCCACCUCCACCAGAAACUGGAUGGCCAUGGAUCUGUCAGAUUCGGCGAGCCUGAAGAAGUACUACAUCAACAUAUGUCGACCCAUCGUACCUGUACCAGGCUGUGACCGAGACACAUCGGUCUGCGAAAUGAAAUACGAAAUCGAGCAGGGUUCUCCAAAGGAGGUGGUGUCGGUCAGUAACAUGGGGGUGUCCAAACGAGGACCCAUCAUAGAGGGACAGGACCGGCUGCUGCUGGAGUUCACCGACGGUUCUGCUUGCACGUCAGAAGGCCGAACACUCUCCUACACGACUCGGAUCCACCUGGUCUGCUCCAGAGGAACAACCUCUAUGGGCCCGCAGUUCCUGAUGAACCAGAACUGCACUGCCAACUUCAAGUGGGAGACCAGAGCAGCCUGUUCCAUCAAAACCACCAAAAACAAUACCUGUUCUGUUGUGGACCCAGACUCUGGUUUUGAGUUCAACCUUCUGCAUUUGGCCGACAAAGAUGGAUAUAAAACAACCGCUAAUGGCAAAGACUUCCUAUUGAACAUCUGUGCAGAUGCACCACAAUGUGGUGUGGGGAUGGCUGCCUGCGAGCUGGAGAACGGACAGCCCCUCAGCCCGGUGCAGGUGGAUAAGAUCCUCCAGUACUCCACUGAUGGCRUCCUCCAGCUGACGUACAGAGGACCGCUGAUUGUUCCCACAGCUACCAGAGACACCUUUACAGUUAAUUUUGUGUGCGAUCAAAGUUCGUACCCGGGCUCGUUAAAACUAGUUCAAGAGGAUAUGAGCACUUUGGCCAGCCACGUGACCCACGAUGCUCUGUUUGAGUUCUCCACGGCUCUGGCCUGCGAGCCCGCCCCAGUUUACUGCAAGACCAGUGAUCCUCACGGCAACGAGUACGAUCUGAGCCACCUGAUCAGAGACGCAGACGACAGCCCCUGGAUCCCCAUCGAUACAGAUGCUGGGACGUCCCGCAGGUUUUACAUCAACAUCUGUAAACCCCUGCCAGCUGUACAGGGCUGUCCAGUGGGUCCUUUAGGUGCUUGUGCUGUGAUCGAUAAAAAAAGCUACAACCUGGGAUACAUCCAGUCGAGCCCGCAGGUGGCGGACGACGGCUCCAUCAGCAUCGUUUAUCACAACGGAGACAAGUGUGGCUCUUCAUCUCACUACUCGACACGCAUCAUCAUCCAGUGUGACGACAACCCCGGCUCUCCCAUGUUCGAUCGCCAAGAUGGCUGCGAGUACGUCUUUGUCUGGAGGACGUCUGAGGCCUGUCCUGUCAGGAAGUCUCAGGGUGACGACUGUCGUGUUCGUGACCCUAAAACUGGCUACGAGUUUGACUUCAGCUCCUUGAAGAGCAAAGAUUACUCUGUUACGAGUGACAAAUACACCUACCACCUGUCGGUGUGCAGCGCUCUGCUGGGAGACGUCUGCUCCCACAAAGACUCCAAAUCUGUGUCGUCCUGCCAGACAGACGGACCAAAACACAAGAUCGCUGGACUGACCAACCAGAUUCUGAACUUUGUCGGGGAUCAGAUCAUCCUGAACUACACCGCGGGAGAAACCUGUCAUCGAAUUUACAACAGAUCCACGGCCAUCUCUUUUUCCUGCAACCCUGACAAGCACCCUGGAGAACCAGAGUUCAUUAAAGAGACUUCAGAGUGUACCUACAUGUUUGACUGGCCCACUGCGCUGGCCUGCAUCCCAGUUAAAACCACCAGCUGCUCCUACAUUGAUGGUCAGGGCCGCUCCUAUGACCUUUCCUCUCUGGCUUUGGACUCCCGCAACUGGGAGGCAGAAGUCCCCACAGGGACGGAGAAGCGGUUCUACAUCAACGUCUGCAGGUCUCUGGUGCAGCAGGGAGGGGACUGGAGGUGUCCCUCCGAUUCUGCGUCCUGCAUGAGGGACGGAGACAGCUACGUGAGUCUGGGAGGGGUGGAGUCCAGUCCCACGUGGGAGGGAAACAUCUUGAAGCUGCAGUACACCAGCGGGCAGGCCUGUCCCGACAAAARUCAGAAGAGGAUCAGCAUCAUCCGCUUCAAGUGUGACAAAGACAAAGUUGACUCUCGGCCCACUCUGAUCUCUGAGAUUGAGGGAUGUGUGUAUACGUUCCUGUGGCUAACAGCAGCUGCCUGCCCUUUAAACAGCGUCCAGCAGGGCGACUGCAGGGUCACCAACCCUGCUACAGGACAUUUGUUUGACCUGAACUCUUUGAAGAAAGCAGAUGGUUACGCAGUUUAUGAAAGUGGGAAGAUGUUUCGCAUGAACAUUUGUGGAGAGGUGACCAACGCUGGAUGUGAUCCAAACACUGCUGUGUGCAUAAAGGAGGGCAGCGCUGUGGUCAGCGGUGGUCAGGUGAGCAGGAACCUCACCUACAAGGAUCACGUUGUGGAGCUGACGUACGAAGGAGGAAGCCCCUGCUCAGCAAACCRCGCUCUGAAACACAAAACCAUCAUCCAGUUUAUUUGCAGGUAACGUGUUCAGUGCAGAACGGCUCUACUCUAAUAGACCUGACUCCUCUGGUUCACAUCAGCGGAUUCUACACGGCAACAGAUGAUGCAGUGCAAGACAAUGAUGGAUCUCCAGACUUUUACAUCAACAUCUGUCAGCCUCUAAACCCCAUCCCCGGGGUCUUAUGUCCRCCUGGAGCUGCCGUCUGUUUGGACCCUGAUAAUGGACCGCCUAAGGUUGAAGGGGCGUCCGGAAUGUAUCACAUCCAUGUCUGCGGUUCAGUGGAAGAGCAGGCCUGCACUCAGAGCGCCAUUUGUCUGGUGUCUGGUUCUGGUUCUGACAAAUCCGCAUCAUCGUUCGGCAUCAGUAAAGUCAUGGCGAUGGACUACAAACACGAAGAGGAGGCGGUGCUGAUGCAGUAUGGUGGAGGAGACCCCUGCCCUCCAGUGACGGUUGAUGAAAAGGCGUGUGUGUUCCCUUUCACCUUCCUGAAGAAGUCGUACACAGAGUGCACCACAGAGGGAAGGAUCGACGGCAGGAAGUGGUGCGCCACCACCUCUAACUACGACGUGGACAGGAAGGGGGGAUUGUGCAGUGAAGGUAUUACAUGAACCUGUGUCAGGGGAUCCACGGCGGGCUGACAGACUGUCCAGAGGGGGCAGCGGUGUGCCGACACUCAUCAGGACAGACUCAGAUCCUGGGAUUUGUUUACACUCAGAAAAUGAGCUACGCCGAUGAAAAGAUCUCCAUCAGCUACUCAGCAGGAGAUGACGUCUGUGGAAACGGCCUGAAGGCCAGGACGGUGAUCCAGCUGAGCUGUGGUACUACAUUUGGUCACCCGUCACUCAUCAGAGUGRAUCAAGCUUCCUGUGAGUUUGUGAUUGGCUGGGAGACUCACUACGCCUGCGCGGAGAAGCCAGUCGAGGUGGAGUUGGUGAAUGGGAUGAUAAAGGUUCCGGACACUGGAGCCAUUGUGAGUCUGGGGGCGCUCUACUCCAGGAGGAAAUCUGGAUGUAAUGGUACCGUCCGAGUCAAAGUGUGGCCGUGUCCAAACCAAAUCUGUUUCAUCCGUCAUCAAGUUUGAAUGUAAACCGCUCGCCGGCCUCGGUAUCCCAGAGUUCAUGCUGGAGACGGAUGAGUGUCAGUAUUUGUUUACGUGGCACACAAACGCUGUGUGUGGACUGCUAGCUGUCGACAGGCAGACGUCGGAUGGCGACGAAUCUCCUUCCCCUUCUGGGCGGAGCCAGGCGGCGGGAAUCUUAAUGACUGUCAUGUCUGUGUGUCUGAUCAUCUGCCUGCUGGGACUUCUGCUCCACAAGAGAGAGAGGAGGGAGUUGGUGAUGCAGAAGGUGGCUGGUUGCUGCAGGAGAGGAAACCAAGUCUCUUAUAAAUAUUCAAAGGUCAACACAGAUGAAGGAGGUGAAGAGGAGAUGGAGUGGCUGAUGGAGGAGCUGGAAGCCCCGCCCUCCUCCUCCUCCUCGCACCGCGGCAGGAGCAGCCACAGCAACGGCCACAUCAAGACCAAGCCGGUGAACACGGACGGCCUGCGCUCGUUCUCGCUGGACGAGCAGGAGGACGACAGCGAGGACGAGGUCCUGAGCGUCCCGGGGGUCCGGGUGGUCAAACCGUCCACCGCCUCCUCCAGGAAGUCCGCGGCCCAUCGCUCCGCCUUCCUGCAGGAGGAGAGCGACGAAGACCUCGUCGGCCUUCUGGACGAGUCGGACCGGGAGAGGAAGGGCGGCAGAGCCCGCUCGUCCGGCCCCAGACACGGUAACACCGCCAGGAAACGGGAGGAGGACGACAGCGACGAGGACCUCCUCAGGGUGUGAYGUCACCUCCUUCCUGUUUCCCUCCGUCCAAUCAGAACUCUUCUCAGUGAAUGUCUCCACCAUAGCAACAACUUACUGAAAGCRGAAAGCUUUUUUCGGUCUUCGGGGAUAGUUUUCGUCGGGCUGCACCUUGGCUCGGCCUUCUCUGCCUCUCAGACUGCUGGGGUUGGUUUUUAUUUAUUGAGCUGUUAUUUAAACUGUUCCCAUGAAUCCACAGAACGUCAGAGUCUACCUGCUGCAGAGCAGAGGUGAUCAGUCAUCCAUGAUUCACUUACAUCACUUUUUCUUUACUUGGUUUGAAACACAGCUGUGCCAUUGUUUCAGUGCUUUAACUGAAAACAACUCAUCUCGAUGCAGACAGGAUGGGGUUUUUUUUUUUUUGUUUCCUUUUAGAAAUUGAUCAAAAAACGGGUAAAAAGUGAAGCUAGUUUGUUUUUAGAUGAGGGCAGAAAAGUUUGGAGGCCGGUUGGAUUUUUAAAGAGAUCCCCGAUUAGUUGUAACAUUAGACUUUAUGUGAUAAAAAUAUAUUUUAACUGUAAAAAUACUGUAGGAUGUUC
This is a messenger RNA of Austrofundulus limnaeus, 6016 nucleotides long. It is a transcript of the gene igf2r, whose product is annotated as insulin-like growth factor 2 receptor. Gene Ontology annotation, molecular function: signaling receptor activity; D-mannose binding; insulin-like growth factor binding. The record is from RefSeq and is a predicted model, not a curated record. Gene Ontology annotation, cellular component: trans-Golgi network; late endosome; plasma membrane. Lineage: Eukaryota; Metazoa; Chordata; Actinopteri; Cyprinodontiformes; Rivulidae. Gene Ontology annotation, biological process: lysosomal transport.